AUGGCGCCCCCAAUGCUCCUCCUGCUCCUGGCGUUCUGCUCAGAUCAUCCCAACUGCGAAACAAGGCCAGUGACAUUCCGUGAUUUCUCUUCUCAAGUGUUGACAAACACAGCCCUUCUGGGCAAAAGAGCUGGCCUUGUCCUGGGCUCUGAACAUGAGACACGUCUGGUGGCAAAGCUAUUUGAAAACUACAACAGCGUGGUACGGCCAGUGGAAGACCACCGCCAGGCAGUGGAGGUCACCGUGGGCCUGCAGUUGAUACAGCUCAUCAAUGUGGAUGAAGUAAAUCAGAUUGUGACAACCAAUGUUCGUCUGAAACAGCAAUGGGUGGAUUACAACCUAAAAUGGAAUCCAGAAGACUAUGGCGGCGUGAAAAAAAUUCACAUUCCCUCAGAAAAGAUCUGGCGCCCAGACCUUGUUCUCUAUAACAAUGCAGAUGGUGACUUUGCCAUUGUCAAGUUCACCAAAGUGCUCCUGGACCACACAGGCCACAUCACAUGGACACCUCCAGCCAUCUUUAAAAGUUACUGUGAGAUCAUCGUCACCCACUUUCCCUUUGAUGAACAGAACUGCAGCAUGAAGCUGGGCACCUGGACCUAUGAUGGCUCUGUGGUGGCCAUCAACCCGGAAAGUGACCAGCCGGAUCUGAGCAACUUCAUGGAGAGCGGGGAAUGGGUGAUCAAGGAGGCCCGGGGCUGGAAGCACUGGGUGUUCUAUGCCUGCUGCCCUUCCACCCCUUACCUGGACAUCACCUACCACUUCGUCAUGCAGCGCCUGCCCCUCUACUUCAUCGUCAAUGUCAUCAUUCCCUGCCUGCUCUUCUCCUUCCUAACCGGCCUGGUGUUCUACCUGCCCACAGACUCAGGGGAGAAGAUGACUCUGAGCAUCUCUGUCCUGCUGUCCUUAACCGUGUUCCUUCUGGUCAUCGUGGAGCUGAUCCCCUCCACCUCCAGUGCCGUACCUUUGAUUGGGAAAUACAUGCUGUUCACCAUGGUUUUUGUCAUCGCUUCCAUCAUCAUCACCGUCAUCGUCAUCAACACGCACCACCGCUCACCCAGCACCCACGUCAUGCCCGAGUGGGUGCGGAAGGUUUUUAUUGAGACUAUCCCAAAUAUCAUGUUCUUUUCCACCAUGAAAAGACCAUCCAGAGAAAGACAAGACAAAAAGAUUUUUACAGAAGACAUUGAUAUUUCUGACAUUUCUGGGAAACCGGGACCUCCACUCAUGGGCUUCCACUCUCCUCUGAUCAAACACCCUGAGGUGAAAAGUGCCAUCGAGGGCGUCAAGUACAUCGCAGAGACCAUGAAGUCGGACCAGGAGUCCAAUAAUGCGGCAGAGGAAUGGAAAUAUGUGGCCAUGGUGAUGGACCACAUUCUCCUUGGAGUCUUCAUGCUUGUCUGUAUCAUUGGGACCCUGGCUGUGUUUGCAGGUCGACUCAUUGAAUUAAAUCAGCAAGGAUGAGCCAAGAGCUAAGCUGGGCUCACCUCUGCCCCAGGACCAAGCAGAGCAGAGAAAGGCAGUGAAGACAGGAGGGUUCAUCUACUUGGUUCACUCAUCAA
Talpa occidentalis (Iberian mole) is the source of this 1559-nucleotide messenger RNA. RefSeq names its product cholinergic receptor nicotinic alpha 1 subunit (gene CHRNA1). Gene Ontology annotation, biological process: monoatomic ion transmembrane transport; regulation of membrane potential; nervous system process. Bases 1 to 1461 code for a protein of 486 amino acids. Lineage: Eukaryota; Metazoa; Chordata; Mammalia; Eulipotyphla; Talpidae. The record is from RefSeq and is a predicted model, not a curated record. Gene Ontology annotation, cellular component: postsynaptic membrane; neuron projection; synapse. The transcript has 10 exons. Gene Ontology annotation, molecular function: transmembrane signaling receptor activity; acetylcholine-gated monoatomic cation-selective channel activity.